This is a messenger RNA of Fusarium vanettenii 77-13-4, 1109 nucleotides long. RefSeq lists its product as uncharacterized. Gene Ontology annotation, molecular function: GTPase activity; GTP binding. The record is from RefSeq and is a predicted model, not a curated record. Gene Ontology annotation, biological process: ribosomal subunit export from nucleus; protein import into nucleus. Gene Ontology annotation, cellular component: nucleus; cytoplasm. Lineage: Eukaryota; Fungi; Ascomycota; Sordariomycetes; Hypocreales; Nectriaceae. Bases 137 to 787 code for a protein of 216 amino acids. The transcript has 6 exons.
AAACAUCAGGUUGACCAGCUCUCUUUGAAAGUUCGUCAAUCAACCUCGUACCCACCCCCAGCGACGCUCUCCAGCACCCCGCUUGUUUACAUCCUCUCCUACCUGUCGCUACAACACCACAGGCCCGACCAUCAAGAUGGCUGAGCAGCAGACCCCCACCUUCAAGCUCGUGCUUGUCGGCGAUGGUGGUACCGGAAAGACCACCUUCGUCAAGCGCCACUUGACUGGUGAAUUCGAGAAGAAGUACAUGGCCACCCUCGGUGUCGAGGUUCACCCUCUGGGCUUCACCACCAACUUCGGCCAGAUCCAGUUCGACGUUUGGGAUACCGCCGGUCAGGAGAAGUUCGGUGGUCUCCGUGACGGUUACUACAUCAACGGCCAGUGCGGUAUCAUCAUGUUCGAUGUCACCUCCCGCAUUACCUACAAGAACGUCCCCAACUGGCACCGCGAUCUCGUCCGUGUCUGUGAGAACAUCCCCAUCGUUCUCUGCGGUAACAAGGUCGAUGUGAAGGAGCGAAAGGUCAAGGCCAAGACCAUCACCUUCCACCGAAAGAAGAACCUCCAGUACUACGACAUUUCCGCCAAGUCCAACUACAACUUCGAGAAGCCCUUCCUCUGGCUCGCUCGCAAGCUUGUCGGCAACCCUCAGCUUGAGUUCGUUGCUGCUCCCGCCCUUGCUCCCCCCACUGCUCAGGUCGACGAGAAGCUCCUGGAGGAGUACCGCAAGGAGAUGGACGAGGCCGCCGCCAUGCCUCUGCCUGGCGAGCUUUCCGACGAUGAUCUGUAAAUGACUCGUGCGGUCACGGGAUACUUUGUUGAGGAGGAUGCUGCCGGGUGCCAAAGGAACGGCACGCGGGCAGUGUUUGAGGAUGGCACAUUGGCAGCCGGAAUGACCAUUUAUGAGGAACGGGGCGAAAGUCCUGGAGUUUACAGCAGCGUGAUUAUGGGGCGGCACAAAAGAUUGGCCGCUAUGCCUCUCUUUGAUGAGGCAGAAGGGACAGUGCCACUGCAGAGAGCAGUGUCCUAUUUAGUUUAGCUAGACUUCCUUCAAAACAGCACCCAGGGCCAAGUUUGCGUGGCUUGGCUAAGACAAAGACCAUUGAGCAUUU